Drosophila subpulchrella is the source of this 3120-nucleotide messenger RNA. Its product is annotated as lysosome membrane protein 2. Bases 1121 to 2935 code for a protein of 604 amino acids. NCBI's taxonomy places the organism in Eukaryota, Metazoa, Arthropoda, Insecta, Diptera, Drosophilidae. The record is from RefSeq and is a predicted model, not a curated record. The transcript has 7 exons. Gene Ontology annotation, cellular component: membrane; cytoplasm. Gene Ontology annotation, molecular function: scavenger receptor activity.
AGUCCAGUCCAGCCGAGAACCAGUGCCAGUUCCAGGCCCAGCCCGCUCUCUAAUCCCCGCGAAGAUCGCAUCGCCGCGAAACACUCGAAAUCUAAUCGGUUCAAUAGACUUCCCUGCCAGAUAGUGCGUGGGCAGGCCAGAGCAUGUAGCUAAUCGCGGCAAACAACUGGCAAGUGGAUCAACCGGCGGCAGUGGGCCAUACUUAUACUCCGUGCCCAGAUAAACGAAUUCCGCAAAGGCAGUCCGUCGUUAAUUGCUGCUCUUCGCUGGAAGUGGCCGCGGAAACUGAGCCACCCCAGAUUCGGACCCGCACAGCUGGGCAGGAAAACUUCAGUUCGAGUGGAAAACCUGCUUGAGCUCUAGCUCCAAUCACAACUACAACUACAACUACGACUCCAGCUGCAGCCACAACAACAACAACAACAACAACAACGCGCAGUGCGCGAUCGAGCCCACAAAAGAGACGGCGACAAAACAAAGAAGCAGGCGAACAAAGAACGCAAGGCAACAAAAAGAACCGAACAGAGGGAAACAGAGAAUCCAUCGCCAGAUACAAGAUACCAGAUACAAAACAAGUCGGUCGCGCAGCAUAGAUACAUAGGUAGUGCAUCCAGCAGGAGCAUCUGUGAGCAGGGGAGCGGGUCUAGAGACCGAUGCCCGAAAAAUUCAAUAAACACGACUGUGUUCAGCCAGCGUAAACACGACGAAAUUGUUAAUUAAGACGCCAAAUGUUUGGCAGACUUCGAAAGUGCAGAGCAGCGGAGUAAGCAGCGAGUGAACGUCGAGAGAGAGUGCGCGGCAGAUAAGCGGAUCCGAAUCCGAAUCUGAAUCGUGAGGUGUGGGUGCAGUUCGUCUCUGGGAGAGUGGUUCCGUUUCCAACGUAGCGCGCACGUUUGCGUUGCCCACCGAAAAUCAGCUGGUGCCCCAAAGCUCAUUUCAAGUGCACGCCGAUCGAGAUAGCGCUCCCAUCUUCUGUCGCUCUCCCGCUCAGUACCACCCACUCGACCACCCCCGCUAACGCUAUCAGUCACUGCCGUGCUUCUGAAACCGAUUCGGGAGAGCGCAGUGGAAAGUCUGAACCGUUGGCGACUUUAAGAGCUCCAAAAUUUACGACGAUAACAUGUCAACCCCCCACAGCCACAGUACAUUGCCAUGCGCCAAAGACCCUGAGGUGGGCCAGCCUCGUAGUCGAGAAUCCGAUCGGACAGUGGCCCCACCCGCAAUCAAAUCCCUUACACUAAACUCCACACAGAGCAGGACGGGCACGGGCAACUUUGGAGGCUACAGCAUGACGAACGGAGCCGAGAAGCCUACUGUGCUGCAGAUGAUACUGGAGGCCUUGGGCCUGCGCAAUCAGGCACAAAACCGCGAGCCAACGUCCAAGGAUAUUGGUACCCUGAUAAUGCUGGGCGUGAUGUUUCUGCUUUUUGUAGUCGGAGUGACCGGAUUCUUCGUAAUGUGGUUCACCGAAUAUUACAACAACACCAUGCUGGAGAACCUGAUACUCGCCGAGAACUCUGACACCGCCAAGAGUUGGCUUAAUCCUGAUCCAAAGUUUGAUACUUUGCUUAAGGCACACAUCUUUCACUACCCCAACAUCGAUGACUACUUGGCAGGUCGUGCUGAUAAGAUAAAGGUUGUGGAUGUGGGACCUCUAACCUACCAAGAACACACUGUUAAAGAUGAAGUUUCAUUUAACAAAAACUUCACAGUUAGCUUCCGGGAUCGAAAGUCUUAUAAGUUCCUGCCCGAGAAGUCUGCUAUUGGAGAGCACGAAGUGGUCAGGGUGCCCAAUGUGCCACUUAUCUCUGCCGCGGGACCUGUUAAACGCAUGAAGGUCGUUGAACGUAUACCUGUCUCCAUGUUGAUCAAUCAAUUCAAGGAGCCGCUCUUCAAGAAUCUCACAGUUUUCGACUAUCUCUGGGGUUAUGAGGACAGCAUCAUCAAGUUGAAGUCUUUGGGCAGAGGCAGGCGAAGAUUCGGUCUUCUAAUGAGCCGCAACGGGACCAGCGUGGAUUCCGUUCAACUCAAUACGGGCGAGGACGACAUCACCAAGUUUAGCGUUAUCACCCAGUUUAAUGGGAUGCCCCAAUUGGACUAUUGGGAGGGAGAGGAGUGCAAUCGCAUCGACGGAUCCGAACCCUCGAUGUUCUCACCGCAUUUGCUGCAGGAUCGCAGCACCGUAAAUGUGUUCCUCCAGGUCCUGUGCCGCAAGGUUCCCCUGAAUUUCGAAAAGGAGGUUACCAUCUACAACGACAUCGACGUUCUUCGCUACCGUACACCAAUGGAUGUAUUCGCCCAUCCCAAAAACAAUUCUGCGAACGCGUGCUACUGUCAUAACACGGAGCUCUGCCUGCCCAGCGGAGUGAUCAACGCAACCAAGUGCUAUGGCGAUGCGCCCAUCUUUCCCUCGUUCCCGCACUUCUUCACUGGCGAUCCGAAGCUAUACGAAGACUUUGAAGGUAUCGAGCCGGACGCAGCGGUGCAUCAGACCUAUGCCGACAUCCAUCCUCGAUUCGGCUUCCCCAUUAGCGGAGCCUCACGCGUCCAGAUCAAUAUCAUGUUGGACAAGACGCCAAUACUGAGAAAUCAGGGAAGACGACUGAAGAACGCCACCAUCCUUCCCCUGAUGUGGAUCGAGAUCACCUCGGGUGACUUUUCCGAGGAUGUGCUCCAUGCUUUGUACAUAAGCACCUUUGGCCUGAAUGCCAUUCAGCAGACUCUCAAAUACGGCACCCUGCUCAUAUCGGUGACAUCCUUCAGCCUGAUCGUGGCCGGAGUCUACUACCUGAACAGCCGGCGGGAGGAGCAGCUCCAGGAGAGCAAGUCGUCCGCUGAGCUGGAAGCACUGAACGGCGAAAUCGUCGUGGUACACCACAUCGACAUGCCCGUUCCGCUGCCCGCGCAAGAGGGUAGCAGCCACCGAGGAGCGUAAUAGUGCCAUUAGUUAGUUAGGGGCGGGUAGGGGGAAAGUUGUUCAAACUUAUUGAGAUUUUCGAAUUUGUCAACGCUUAUCUUAGAAUAGUUUUUAAACAAAAGUCGCCAGUUACCUGUAGUCCGUAGUGAUCUGAUAUAUGUAUAGUAUAUAGAAACGUUCAAUAAACUGUUAAUUAUCUUUAA